AUGGUUAGCUUGCAGGUUGAUACCAACCCUCCUUCCAAAGUAAAGAGAGGAACACGAACUAUUGCCAAUGUGAAGGAUCAAUUCUUUCUUGGAGGAAUACCAGGUUUGUUCUUGAAAAAUAUCAAUAUCUAUACGUACACACACAUUUUCUGACGAAAUUGUCAUUUUCCUGCCAAUUGCGUAGUUGGUUGGUAAAUUAGUUUUGUCACAACAUAGCCGGUCAUUUUUCUUUCAAGAGUGUUAUCACUGAACCUGGGCAGACCGAAUUUCUAAAGGAAAAAAGACAGGAAACAAUUUUAGCCUAAUAAAAAUGAACGGAAUUCAACAUUUUCUUGAUAUUUAAAAACAUGUCUUGUUGCUGGGACGUCGCUGAUCAUAACGUAAAGGCCUGUUUACACUUUCUUCUUCUGGCGCAUGUGAACGAGUGGAAGAGUUAUGAAUGUUUCGAUGAGGGUAAAUAUACUCAGAACAUUCAUAGUCAUCUGUUUGUUCACAUCAUAGAUAUCUUAUAUAUACUAGAUAGUGCAUCUCUUUUAGUAAAAUUGAAGCCAAGAAUAUUCCAGCGGUUACCACCAUUUGAAUAGAUGGCGGCCAUGUUGGAGUUUCCCACUCACUAAUAAACGCUUAAAAAAGUUUAAAACAACAAUAACGUUCAUCAUUUGAAUGGUUUAAAAAUGUAUUUGUAACAGGUUUAACUAUUAGUUCAAGUUCCCUGUAUAAGAAAUAGAAAACAUACGAAUCUUCUCAUUUCAUGGGAAUAUCAGUUGUAAUUCCAAAAUUUCUGCUAAUACUGUAAAAUGACUUGCACAAAGUAUUAUAUACCGUUUGACGAGAGUUAGCAAAUGGAGGGGGGGGGGGUCAAAAUGAAAUUGAAAAAAAGAUCUCAGUUUGCCGGGACGGGAUGUAAGGCGAGGUGAUUUUGAUGCAUUGAAAUAAAUCACUAGGCUUAAACGAAUGUUCAAACGCCGGUUAAAAGAGCUCAACUGUUGUCAAGAAGAUCCCGUUGUUCAUGCUGUUGUUGAACCACCUUCCUUUGACAAUUAUACAAUAAUCUAUCACAAGAAAAAGAAUGCAGUUUUUUUUAGUCUGGCACCCUGACUAGUGACUAUUGAAAUAAUACAUCGAGUCAUCCCACUCUUAGAGUGUUGACUGACACUUUUCACCUUUGUGUCCUUAUCCAACACGAAAAUGGAGCUUGCGAUCUUACAUAAGAAUCACUUCACUUUGUUGCCAAAAAGUAGUUCUUUUAUCUGUAUUUUCACUGUUAUUCACUUUAUGAAAAAUCGUAUUGUUUUAGAGAAUGUCAGGUCAGUUGGUAUUAAUGUGAGGUCUUCGUAUCAAGGAUGUCUCAAGAAUUUUAGGAUCAAGGAUUCUUCGGUUGUCGAGUUGUCCAACCCAGCAUCAAUGUUUGGUGAUAUUUCUAUGUUUGGUUGUCCCAUCGCUGAUUAG
This is a messenger RNA of Paramuricea clavata, 1449 nucleotides long. Lineage: Eukaryota; Metazoa; Cnidaria; Anthozoa; Malacalcyonacea; Plexauridae. The record is from the annotation of a GenBank genome assembly.